CCAAAAAUGGAAGCAGUUUCCAGUGAGUACUACUUCCCAUUGUAUUCGGCUCUCGGGUAUUUUGCACUGGUUUUUGGAAUUGGAGAAAUUGCUAGAAUCAUCACUGCCAAAUAUGUGUCACCACGUGGAAACUCGCAGCUUUUCCUCUACGAGCUGAUUGGAACAAUUCAAAUGUGCACUUGUGUUUAUGAAAAUGGAAUAAUUUUCAAAAACUACGGAUUCCCGGCGAUUUUCAUCUGCGUCGCUCUUCUCCUCACCGCUGGAAAUAUUUUUAAUCGUGGUGCCAUGACAAACUGUGCUCCAAUUUUUGAGCAAUUCGUUUUUGGAAACCUUGGUUCAUCAAAGUUCUUGACUAUUCUCAGUGCUCAACUCAUCGGAGCAACUUUUGCAUCGAAAUUCGCAUAUUUGAUCUGGAAUAUUACUGCUCCGUAUUCAACUGCUCAUUUGGAGAAUGCUAGCAACUUGGAAUGCAUUUUGCAUUACAAGCAAACCGCCGGAAUCGUUAUUGGAUUCGAGAUCGUUGGUGCAUUUGUUGUUCGUAUUGUUGUUGCUCAACUUCUUGCUCGUCCAGCAUUGAUCAAGCUCAUUCCAUUUGCAAUCUCUGCUUAUUUGUCAUUGGCUCUGUAUGUUGUCGGAGUUCCUGGAUUGAAUCCAAUUGUGGCCACUGCCCGUCUUUAUGGUUGCCGAGGAAUCGACAAUUCUUCAUUCUUCAUUUUGUAUUGGUUCUGCCCAGUCCUGGGAUGGUUGACCGGAGCUUACGUCGUCGGGCAGAAAUCUCCAUCGAAAAAGAGCGCGAAAGAUGUUAAAGCCGAAAAGAAAGCCAAGGCUGCUGCCAAAAAAUCAGAUUGAUAGAUAAUUUAUUGUUGAAGAUUAACUUUCUAAAUCAGUUAUCAAAGUUCCUGCCAUUGUAAAUUAUAUGCAAAAAUUCCAAAAAUUACCUUUUACUUGUUAUGAUUAAAACGUGUUUAAUAAAAUUAUUUCAU
This is a messenger RNA of Caenorhabditis elegans, 983 nucleotides long. RefSeq names its product Putative aquaporin-10 (gene aqp-10). The coding region runs from base 7 to 849 and encodes 280 amino acids. NCBI's taxonomy places the organism in Eukaryota, Metazoa, Nematoda, Chromadorea, Rhabditida, Rhabditidae. Gene Ontology annotation, cellular component: membrane. The transcript is spliced from 6 exons. The record is from RefSeq and is marked reviewed. Gene Ontology annotation, biological process: water transport.